UCCCUCUCUGUUUCUUAGGUUGGAACAGCAGCAUGCCAAAUAGCAAGAGCUUAUGGUUUGAAGGUUUGGGGCACAGCCGGGACAGAGAAAGGAAUGAACCUAGUUUUGAAAAAUGGCGCUUGCAAAGUAUUUAAUCACAGGAAGACAGAUUACUUGGCUGAGAUUAAGGAAAUUGCUGGUGCCCAAGGCAUAGAUGUGAUAAUAGAGAUGUUAGCCAAUGUCAACCUUGCAAAUGACUUGCAACUGCUGUCAAAUGGAGGAAGAGUGAUGAUUGUGGGUAGUCGUGGCCCAGUUGAGAUAAACCCUAGGGAUACUAUGGGGAAAGAAUCAAGCAUCAGAGGAGUUCAUUUAUUUUCUGCCUCUAAGGAAGAGAUGCAUGAAUGCGCAAUGGCAGUUCUUGCGGGGAUAGAAGCUGGUUGGCUGAAACCAGUAUUGGGCCCUGAAUAUCCAAUGGAGAAAGUGGCAGAGGCUCAUAAAGACAUAAUCCACAGCAAAGGGGCUUUGGGGAAGAUGGUGCUUCUUACACGUUAAUUCUUUUUGUUAAGUUCCUCUGCAGUAAUCAUAUACAUGCUGAUUGCCGUCUUUAUGCAGUGCAUUUGAAAUGCUAUACAAAAAAGUGAUGUGGAAGUAAAACACAACAGAUACAACUGGUGUGAAUUUGCAGAACAAAUCUAAAUAUUUGUAUCAGGUUUCACGUGAUUAAAUGAUUUGCCUUUGCCUUUCUGAAAGACUGCACUGUUUCUUCUUCUAUGGGCCCUUGUAACAAUAUUUGGAUUGUACUGCUGAAUCAUGCUUUGGCUCUCUAUAUUCAUGAAAAUGCUGAAAAUAUAUUUAGGCCAAUGCAGAAAUAUCAGUAUGGCAUACCUUCUGAGAUUUACGGAUUGCAGAAUCCUGUUCCCUUAGAAACGAACAAGCAGCAGACAUGGAGCUAAUAAAUCAUUUGUUUUAUUAUCUUA
Molecule: messenger RNA, 956 nt
Organism: Python bivittatus (Burmese python)
Lineage: Eukaryota; Metazoa; Chordata; Lepidosauria; Squamata; Pythonidae
Source: RefSeq, a predicted model, not a curated record